GCUUGGAUGGACGCGCGGAGGCUGCCCGGGGGUCCAGGGGUCUUGCUUCCAAAGUUGGUUCUGCUCUUUGUGUGUGCAGAUGAUUGUCUUGCUCAAUGUGGCAAAGACUGCAGAUCUUACUGCUGCGAUGGGACCACACCCUACUGUUGCUCCUACUAUGCCUAUAUUGGGAAUAUCCUGUCGGGGACGGCAAUCGCCGGCAUCGUCUUUGGAAUCGUGUUUAUCAUGGGGGUCAUCGCGGGCAUCGCCAUAUGCAUCUGCAUGUGCGUGAAGAACAACCGCGGGACCCGCGUGGGCGUCAUCAGCUCCGCCCGCAUCAAUGCCAUAGCCUCCUACCCUGUGGCACCGCCCCCCUAUAGUUACAACCAUGAGAUGGACUACUGUGCAGAACUGCCUCCUCCCUACUCGCCAGCCCCGCCAGCUUCAGCACAGCGUUCCCCACCCCCGCCUUAUCCUGGACAUUCACGGAAAUAAUCCUUCUCCUGGAAGAGAAUAUGCGCAGCCACAGAUCUUGCCCUGAAUAAAAUGCCUCUCCUCCGAAACAGACAGGAAUGGAUUGCUGCAAGGAACAGUCCUUUGGGUCAAACAAGGUUUCCAGUGGAACGGCCGGGCUAAGAGACACAGAGUUUUCCACCCUUCUCAGAGCGGACCCCAUCUGGAGCACGGUGUUAGGUUCGAUGGAACCCCUUGGAAG
Molecule: messenger RNA, 694 nt
Organism: Molossus molossus (Pallas's mastiff bat)
Lineage: Eukaryota; Metazoa; Chordata; Mammalia; Chiroptera; Molossidae
Gene: CYYR1
Product: cysteine and tyrosine rich 1
Exons: 4
Coding region: 7-474 (155 amino acids)
Source: RefSeq, a predicted model, not a curated record